AUGGCGGCCGAAGAAGCCAAUGGGACGCGGGCGAGGAGGCCAUGGAUCAUGAACGCGUUUGCCAUGACUGCUCCGGGACAUCUGGCGCCAGGGCUCUGGCGCCAUCCAGCGCAGGAAAAGCAAACGCUCGAGCAUUGGGUGCUAAUCGCAAAACUUCUGGAAGAAGCCAAAUUCCACGGCAUCUUCUUCGCCGACGUGCUGGGUAUAUACGACGUAUAUGGCAACGACAACGCGCCCGCCCUGCGCUCGGCAGCCCAGAUUCCCAUCCUCGACAUCAGUCUGCUCAUCUCGGCCCUGGCAUAUGAAACCAAGCACAUCUCCUUCGGCAUCACAGCAAGCACAACAUAUGAGAACCCUUAUGCCCUCGCCCGCAAAUUUUCCACCCUCGAUCAAAUCACCAAUGGCAGAGUGGCGUGGAACAUCGUCACAUCAUACCUGCAGUCUGCCGCCGAUUCCUUCGGCCUAGACCAGCAAGUGGAGCACGAUGAACGAUACAAAAUGGCCGAUGAGUUCCUGGAGGUGGUGUACAAGCUGCUCGAAGGCAGCUGGGAAGACGACGCGGUGGAAGCGGACAAGGCCACGGGCGUCUACGCGAAUCCCGCCAAAGUGCACAAGAUCAACCAUGUGGGCAAGUACUACAAAUGCACCGGCCCCAACCUCGUCGACCCGACGCCGCAGCGCACGCCCUUCCUCUUCCAAGCCGGCGCCUCCAAAUCCGGCAUGGCAUUUGCAGCCGCUCACGCAGAGGCCAUGUUCUUGCCCGGCAUGAUACCGGCGAAGACGCAGCAGAUCGUCCAUACCGUCCGCGGCAUCCUCAAAGACAUCGGCCGGCCCGAGACCAGCGUGAAGUUCCUAGCCGGCAUGUUCAUCGUCGUUGCUGAGACGGACGAAGAAGCCCACGCCAAAUACCAGGAUCUCCUUCAAUACGUCGAUCUCGAAGGCACCGCAGCCUUGUUCGGCGGAUGGACAGGAACGGACCUCUCCAAAUUCUCCGACGACGAAGACUUUGCUUUCAAUGGUCCCCCGGCAAUCCAAGGGUUGAUUAACAGUUGGGCAGCAACGGCACCGGGCGGCACGAAAUGGACCAAAAAGCGCGUCCUCCAAGAACUAUCGAUAUGUGGUGCCCAUCCGAAAGCUGUUGGCAGUGCUACGACUGUCGCCGAUAUUCUGGAGACCUGGAUCAACGAGGCCGAAGUGGAUGGGUUUAACCUCAGCUACGCCACCACGCCUGGCACAUUCGAGGACAUGAUCAAGUAUCUCUGGCCCGAGCUGCGGCGACGGGGAGUGUUGCAAACCGAGUAUUCCGGCAAGACUAUGCGCGAGAGCUUUUUGGGGGAUGGGGGAGGUCCGCGUGUUAGGAAGGGGCAUCCGGCAAAUCGAUUCAAGCAUGUCGUCAAUUGAGGAAUCGACCAGUGUGCAUGGGAUCAGAAGAUUGAGGGAAU
Neohortaea acidophila is the source of this 1442-nucleotide messenger RNA. Its product is annotated as luciferase-like domain-containing protein. The transcript is spliced from 2 exons. Gene Ontology annotation, molecular function: monooxygenase activity; oxidoreductase activity, acting on paired donors, with incorporation or reduction of molecular oxygen. The record is from RefSeq and is a predicted model, not a curated record. Lineage: Eukaryota; Fungi; Ascomycota; Dothideomycetes; Mycosphaerellales; Teratosphaeriaceae. Bases 1 to 1401 code for a protein of 466 amino acids.